Molecule: messenger RNA, 2194 nt
Organism: Sorex fumeus (smoky shrew)
Lineage: Eukaryota; Metazoa; Chordata; Mammalia; Eulipotyphla; Soricidae
Product: endothelial zinc finger protein induced by tumor necrosis factor alpha-like
Exons: 6
Coding region: 359-2194 (611 amino acids)
Biological process (GO): regulation of transcription by RNA polymerase II
Cellular component (GO): nucleus
Molecular function (GO): DNA-binding transcription factor activity, RNA polymerase II-specific; RNA polymerase II transcription regulatory region sequence-specific DNA binding
Source: RefSeq, a predicted model, not a curated record
AGUGACGUCAAGGAGCGGCCUUAAGAGUUUGUGGGUGAGGAACCAGAUAAGGGGGCCCUCGGAGAGAAGGGGGUCAUUGAAGGGCGAUUUUGUCCCAGGACGGCGAGGGGCCUCUUGCGACAGCUCGGAAACUCCACGCUGUCCACACUGCGAGCCGCGGGGCGCUUCAUCCACGUGUUCGGGGGGGAAAAGCCGCCCCGGGACCGCGGGGGACGUCCAAGAAGAAGCGUCUGUUGCGGCGCCCGCCCAGGGCCCGGGACCCACCCUGCGUCUCUCUCCGAUCGCCGGUCCCCGGAUGUGGGGGUCAUUUUCAUAAACAACCUCUCUACCUGUCCUGGGAGAUAACGAAGAAAAGGAAAUGAUGAGCCCUGGGCUGCCCAGUUGUCCUCAGGACGCAGUGACCUUCCCCGACGUGGCCGUGAGCUUCACCCCAGAGGAGUGGACGUGCCUGGAUGCCUCACAGAGGAAGCUCUACAGGGACGUGAUGCUGGAGACCUACCAGCACCUGCGGGCCAUCGGGAAUUUCGGGGAGCAGCCUGCUGUGAUCCCUGAGAUGGAGCCAGGGGAUUGGAAGACAGAGAACAGAGGCCUCUGUCCAGACCGAGAUCCGGAACAGAAGCACACGGAUGUGACCUUUCAGCAGUUGGAAUUGGAUGGUGUGACGAACCAUAGGCUAGAAACGGGAAGUCGCCGCCCGGGGUGCGAGGCCCAGCCGCCUGAAAAAGACGCGAGGGACCGUGGUGCGUCCCUUCCCCUCCUUGGCAAGCCUCCCGCCGGAGGGAUCCCGCGGGAUCAGCGGCUGCAAGAUGCGGGCUCCUCGCGGCUGUCGCCCGGCUGCCCGGAGGCGGCGGCGGUGGCUGCUGCGGGGCGGACCCCAGCACCGCCGCCGGCGCCUCCCUCCCUGCCCCCGUUCCCCUGCGACAGCUGCGGCAAGUGGUUCUGGAACCCGACCUCCCUGCACGCGCACCGGCAGCUGCACGCGGCCCUCAAGCCCCACGAGUGCCCGGAGUGCGGCCGGGCCUUCAAGACGGCGCGGCAGCUGCGGGUGCACGCCAAGACGCACACGGGCGAGAAGCCCUACACGUGCCAGGCGUGCGGCAAGGCCUUCACGCAGUCGUCCAGCCUGCGGCAGCACCUGCGCAUCCACACGGGCGAGAAGCCCUACGCCUGCAAGGAGUGCGGCAAGGCCUUCACGCAGUCGUCCAGCCUGCGGCAGCACAUGCGCAUCCACACGGGCGAGAAGCCCUACGCGUGCCCCGAGUGCGGCAAGGCCUUCACGCAGUCCUCGGACCUCACCAUCCACCGGCGCACGCACACGGGCGAGAAGCCCUACGUGUGCGACGAGUGCGGCAAGGCGUUCGCGCAGUCGUCCAACCGCAGCCUGCACAUGCGGAUGCACGCGCGGGAGAAGCUGUGCGCCUGCAAGGAGCUGGCGGCCGUCGGGGGGCCGCCGCAUCCGCCGCCGCCCCCGCCGCCCCCGCCCCCCGAAGACCUCCCGCACCCGCUGAGCCCCCCGGCCGAGAAGCCCUACCCGUGCGGCCAGUGCGAGCGCGCCUUCGCCUCGGCCUCCGGGCUCACCAAGCACCUGCGCACGCACACGGGCGAGAAGCCGUUCCGCUGCGACGUGUGCGCCAAGGCCUUCAGCAGCCCGUCCUACGUGACCAUCCACAAGCGCUCGCACACGGGCGAGAAGCCCUUCGCCUGCCAGGUGUGCGGCAAGGCCUUCGCCGCCGCGCCCCUGCUCACCAUCCACCUGCGCUCGCACACGGGCGAGAAGCCGUUCCGCUGCAACAUCUGCGGCAAGACCUACCGCAACUCGUCCUACGUGACCAUCCACAAGCGCUUCCACACGGGCGAGAAGCCCUACGCGUGCAAGGAGUGCGGCAAGGCCUUCACGCAGUCCUCGGACCUCAGCAGCCACGCCAAGAUCCACACGGGCGAGAAGCCCUACUCCUGCCCCGAGUGCGGCAAGGCCUUCACCAAGCGCUCGGGCCUCACCGAGCACCUGAAGAUCCACACGGGCGAGAAGCCCUACCAGUGCGAGCAGUGCCGCAAGGCCUUCCCGUCCGCCUCGCGCCUCAAGAAGCACGCGCGCUCCCACGGCGGGGAGAAGCCCUACGCCUGCAAGGAGUGCGGCAAGGUCUUCACGCAGUGCGUCGAGCUGGCCGAGUACGUGGCCAUCUGCCCCGUGUAA